AUGGAUAUUAUCCACCGACUCAACCCAUUCCAUCGACCCGCUUCUUCCUUACGAAACAAUACACCCACGCCCACCGUAACAUCAACCAUUGGUUCAAGUAUACGACCUUCAUCAUCCCUCGAAAGUGGGUCAGCUCACCCCUCAAUAGAUUCAACCUUGAUACCGACCUCUUAUGACGGAGCUGAAAUUCGGUAUGAUACACCUGCCUCUCCCAUCAAAGGUCAUUAUAGAACUCCGUCAAUCUUGCGAUCAUUAGCUCAUCAUCCCAGUUUAUCUGCACUGAAAAACAAAUCUAAGAAAAAGAAGAGAGUUAGAGGUGCUUUCGUUCCUCCCCUACCACUUGGCGAAUACGACAAACAUGAAAUUGAUGAACAGGGGAAAGUAAAACAAAAUGGUCUGAAAUUCAGUAAGAGUCUACCUAGAGACAUGAGAUUAAGUCAUGAUCCCCAAGUCGACUCCCUACCACCUGUACCCCCUCAUCCACUUGUACCUACAUCAUCACAUAAUCUGACUUACCCAAGAACAAGAUCGAUCUCACCAGACAAAGAUGAACAAAGCUCAAAUUCAAUCAAACGGAUACCACCUCCAUCACCUAAUCCACAAGAUUACUUGAAUGCAAAUAUCAGUAUAGAUUAUGAUCAUUUUCCUACUCCCGAAAGUAUGAGAAUGAAAAUGAGAUUUGACAGUGACCUGACCCAGACUUUCAAUGGUACUUCCAAGACUCACUUGGAAAGCCAAAGCGUAAACGCCAAUUCCAUCGACCAGAGGAACGGCCUCGGAGUCGAAAGCCCAAGAAGAAGAUAUAUGAGUUUUGACCAGAGGUUAAGUCCUAGAAAAGCAAAAAUUCGUCAUCUAUCAACUCCAUCAGAAUCACCCCCCAGACGACCUCAUCCUCAAACUACUCAACAUCCUCAUCCCAUCCCAAUGCAAUCCCAUCUAUACGCACAGUCACUCUACGCCGAAUCAUCCACCUUCUUCUCACCUGAUUUCGGUGCUCCUCCACCCCAGCCAUUCGAUUGGGACAGCCAACAAGUUGAUGAUGAUGGUUUGGACACGUUCAUUGAUAACCAUCAACUACCUCCUGGAACACCUGGCGGGAGAAGAGAGGUUUCACAAAGGGGUGCUUGUGCACAUGGUGUGGAACAUAACAAAGAUGCAGUACGGUUAUUUUCAAGAGAUACGUAUCCUCAUCCGUCACCCUCACCAGAGUCAACACCACCUAAAUCAUCUCCUGAGCGAUAUGAAUCUACACCAACUAGAACACCCAAGCAUAGAAGAUCAGAAUCAAGUCCUGCUUGUUCACCAGUCCGAAAACAGAAAGAAGCAUUUAAAAAAGCAGCUAAACGAUCUUCAUCACCUUUUGAAGUGAAAUUAUCCGCCAACGUGACCAAGAGGAUGUCACUAGACGCUUUUGGUACACCCAGCCCACCUCGAUCGGUUGAGGAAGAAGUAGUGGAAGAGGUCUUGUCAGAGAGCCACGAGGAUGAACACGACAACGCAGAUCAAGCGGAACUCGACCAGCUUCGAGAUAAUGGAUUAGAAGGAUACCAAUCUCAUGAAUUGUCAAAUAUCACCGAGUCUCCCUCUUCUGCUGAACACUCUUUUGGUAAUGACAUGACUCAAACACCAUCAAAUCCUACAAGCGCUCACGGUACCACUCCGUUCUUUACUCCUCUUUCACCUACUCUCACUCACCAAGAACUCCCGCUACCCAUGUCACAUUCACCUUUGACUUGGAAAAAUCACAUGUCCGCGCCACCGCUAGUUGUGACGACCUCUCUACUCGCAGCUCAAGAGCAACAUUCCAGCGGCCUAAAGGAUCAACUGAAAGCUAGAGAAAUGAUGAUGGAUAUACUCUAUUCCGAAGUUAAUGAAUUGAGAGCGUUCGUCAAUCAAUAUGAGACAGAGAAAGAGCUACUUCACAACGACUUGCUGAACAAAGAGGAAGAGAUAGAGGAAUGGGAAGAAAGAUGUGAAGGUAAAGACACAGCUCUCGACCAGCUUAGACAAGCUAUAAGAGAAAACGAAGAGCAUUUUGAGAUCCUUCAGGAUACACACGACUCGUUAGCAGAGAGAUGUGCACAUCUCGAGCAGGAGAAAUGCCUCCUUCAAGAUAGUAUGUUAGAGGUGAUUGCAAAUAAUGGCAAGAUGAAGAGCGACCUUGCGGACAUGAGAGUACAAAUGAAUGCUUGUAAGGACAGAGAGGGUGACAUUGAAAGGGAGAAAAAAGGACUCGAAGUGGUCGUGCUUGAAUUGAGAAGGGAGAUGAGAUGGGCGGAAGAACAGGAUGCAGAAAGGGACAAGCUGGUUAAAUAUGCUGAGGAAAGGGAAUUGGAAGUCUUCAAUAAAGACCAAGAUCUCAUCCAGCAACAAAUGAAGGAGAAGGACUGUCAGAUAGUCAUGCUUGAGAAACAAAUCUCGGACGCUCAUCAUGGUUACCAAGAAACAAUCGCCACACUCAAGGACAAUAUUGAAGAAAUCAGUAAUCAGCUCAUCGAAAGAACUGGGAUCUUCUCAAAAUCUCAAGGCGAACUCUCACGACUCCGACAGGAUCUUGAUUGCGAACAAAGCGAAAGGAGGUCUAAUGAGCUUGACUUGCGUGAACAAGAUUUUACCAUCACAUCUUUACGAGAAGAACUGGUAUCUUCCCGAUCUUCAAUCGACUCGCUUAACCUGUUCCUGAAGGAAAAGGAUGAAAAGAUCGAUACGCUCAUUUUCGAUGUAUCUGUUCUGCGAGAUCAGGUCAAAUGUCUCAAAGCUGAGAACAUCUCCAAAGAUGCAACUAUCUCCGUCCUCAAGGACAAGGUAGAAUUGGCAAGAUUUGAAACAAACGAAUGCCGAUUUGAAUCUGAAGUGGAGCUGAACCAGCUUCGAGAACAGAUGGAAGAGUUGACCCGAAGCAGUGCAGAGAGGGAAUGGGCCGGCAGGCAAGGUACAGAAAUGAUUGCUAGAUUGAUGGAGGAGAAGAGAGAGUGGGAAGAAGAGCGAGAUGAACUUGUUGAGAUGAUCAAUCGCAAUUCCAUUGACGAAGAAUCCUCUGCCAGAUUGCGAGACCAGAUUGAUUCCCUCACGUCACAACUCAAUACUAUGAGUCACCAUGUAGAGUCAAUCCAAAGUGAACUCGAAGAUCGGUCAUCUGCUUUGGCUCACAAGACAACAUUGAUCCACGCUCAAGAAGCUGAGCUUUCCGCACUACGAUUAACGGUUUCUCAAUCCGAAGACACACUUUCUUCCACUCGUCAAUCUCUUGAACGGCAAUCGAAAGAACAGGAGAAAAUCAUAAGUAGAUUGAGGGAAGAAGUGGAGACUUUAGGAAUGAAAUUGAAAUCACACGAUAACGCAUUAAGAUCGGCAGUGGUAGAAGCUGAAUCGACAAAAGUCAAUUACAAUGACUAUAAUUCGAGAUUAUCAGCUUAUUUGAAAGAGAUUGAUCAGUUGAGAUUAUCAGAAAAAAAGUUGCAGUCGAGUCUGUCGAUGUAUCAAAGAGAAUCAUCUGAUCAGAUUAUGAAAUUCUCAGAGAUGAACAGGAAGUUGAAAGCUUUGGAAGAUGAUAAAGAAUUAUUGAAUGUUGCUUUGGAAAGUAAGAUCUUGGAACUAACCUUACUACAACGAAGUUCCAAUCACACUAAAUCGAGGACGAAUACAGUGACACCCGUGCCAUCGCAUUUGUCUACGCCGUCAUUUAGCACCACUUCCAGACACAGUAUCUCUUCAAGACCUAGCACGAUCAAACCCUCAAUGUCAAUGUCAACUUCGAAGAUACCUAGUACACCAACACCAUCCACAGGUGAUAAUCACUUACCCAGGAGAUUGACCACUUCAACAUCAGCAACUACUCGUUCACGAAGAGAUACGAUCUCCAAUAUCACUAUCGGAACUACUACUCCUAGGAUCCCAUUGGGUUCCUCUACAAGACAUAACAAAGUUCAACUUCAUCCUGAAAUGAGGGCCGGUUUGGGCGUAACAGGGGACAUCAAGAAGGUUGAAAGACGAACGAGUCUGCCUGUGUUGACAAGAAGACCAAGCAGUGUCAUUGGACACAGUGCGAAUGGAAAAAGAGAUAGUUUACUCAGGGUCGAUGAAGUAUCACGAGUUGCUUGA
Molecule: messenger RNA, 4101 nt
Organism: Kwoniella shivajii
Lineage: Eukaryota; Fungi; Basidiomycota; Tremellomycetes; Tremellales; Cryptococcaceae
Exons: 6
Coding region: 1-4101 (1366 amino acids)
Cellular component (GO): type III intermediate filament
Source: RefSeq, a predicted model, not a curated record